GGCUUGGUCCCUAUUGAAAAUGGAAAAUUAUGAGAUUUUUUGGAAAUAAAUUUUUUCCUGUUCUUUUAACAAUUAAACCUUCCUCUUUCCAAAAAUGUAGCAUUUUGCUAUAAAUUUUGGAGUAUUUCUUCAAAACUCACGAUUUAUUAUGAGUCACUCUGAAAUGUUUCCUUAGAAACGCCCCUAGUAACGCAAUAUUGAUUAUUUCCAGCCCCAAAAUAAUGGUCUCCCCUCGCUAGCCUUACAAACUGUAAUUGAAUUGGAUGCUUCUAGUGAGAGAUUGCAUUGAAGGGAGGUUCAGGAGCCUUACAUGAAGUAACUCUGCUGUUCUUCACGCUCCUUUCAUUGUUCACCUCACGAUAACAUUUUUCGACAAUUUCACGACGAAAUCUUCGAAAACUAUGGGAAAUCCACGAAACAGAACUAGAAAAAGGACAAGGAAAGGCAAAAAUACUAGAGAGGUAUCUGCUGCUAAAAUACAACGUUUGGUAUCAGAGAGCACAGGUGAAGUAUCCAGUGGAAGCGACCGUGACGAAAUUAGGCCACAACAGAGCGACCAACAAACUCCAGUAAGUAGAAAUGAAACUGGAAGUCAAUCUUCAUCAGGAAAGAAGCUUGGGCCAAUGAUUGAAGCUCAAUCAGAGGAGAAAAGUCACAGUUUGGAAGGUUUUUUGAUGUUUGACAUGCUGAAACUUAUUGAAAUGUUGUCAGUUGUUUGUUGCCCAAGUUGCAAAGAACCUGGGUUGCAGUUGUGCGAAGCACUUCAUAAAAAAUUCGGUUUCAGCAAAUGCCUCGUUCUUGACUGUCCUAAAUGCAGUUGGAGUCAUGAAUUCAACACUUCAAGCUAUGCUAGAAUUGAUGGCAAGUCCAGGAACAACAUGGAGGUAAAUGUUCGAACAAUAAUGGCUUUUCGAGAAAUUGGUGUAGGGUACGAAGGCCUUGUUGAUUUUGCAACCAUCAUGAACAUGGCUAAACCUAUGACACGAAAAAGCUACAACAACAUUGUAAGUCAAGUGCAUGGAGCAUUUGUAGAUGUUGCAUCUAAAAGUAUGCAGCAAGCUGCUGAAGAGGUCAAGAUGAAAGAAGGCACAGCUGACAUAGCAGCAAGUUUUGAUGGGUCUUGGCAGAAGCCAGGACAUUCUUCUCUUAAUGGGAUUGUGUCAGCAAUUUCCAUUUCAUCAGGAAAGGUGCUUGACUAUGAAGUAAAGUCAAAAAAAUGUAAAGGUUGUGAUGCACAAGUUAAUUUGGACAAGGCAUCCGAAGAGUACAUGAAUUGGAAAAUCCAGCAUGGCUCCUUCUGUACAAAAAACCACUCAGGUUCAUCAGGGCAAAUGGAAGUUGCUGGAGUGUUAGACAUGUUCAAAAGGUCAGAGGAGAGAUAUGGGUUAAGAUACAUUGCUUUUAUUGGAGAUGGAGACUCCUCUACUUUUAGCUGUGUUUCUAAUGCAAAACCAUAUGGUGAGCACAUCUCUAUUGAAAAAAAAGAAUGCGUAGGACAUGUGCAAAAAAGGUUGGGCUCACGACUUCGCAAGCUGAAAGUUAGUUAUGGAAAGAAAAAGUUGGGGGAUGGUAAAACUAUUGGAGGGAGAGGGAGGUUAACAGAGAAACUAAUAGACAAAAUGCAGAACUAUUAUGGACUUGCUAUUAGAAAAAAUAAAGGUAACCUUGAUCGUAUGGCUAAUGACACUUUAGCUGGUUUAUAUCACAUUUCCUCAAAUGCCAACAAUCCUCGGCAUGAUCUCUGCCCAAAAGGCAAAGAAUCUUGGUGUGGGUGGCAGAGGGACUUGGCAAAUGGAACCAAAAAUUUCACACCAACAAAUGGACUUGCUUCAUGUGUCUUUGAUGCUCUUUUACCAGUCUAUAAGUCUCUUUCCGAUAAGACGUUGCUGUCAAGAUGCUUGGAUUCUUUUACUCAAAAUCCUAAUGAAUCUUUGAACAAUAUGAUUUGGAGAAGAUGCCCAAAGAAGAUAUAUCAAGGAAAGAAAAUAGUGGAGCUCUGCACUGCAAGUGCUGUAGCUAAUUUUAAUGAUGGAGCAUCUUCACUCAAUCUAGUUUUGAGUGCCUUGGGGAUAAAUCCCGGUUGCCAUACCAUCGCAGGUACAAGGACUGCUGACAUUAAUAGGGUGAAGCUUGCAGAGAAAAUGGCAACAGACAAAGCAAAAAAGCAAAGAAAGAAACUAAGAGCAAUAAAAAAGGGACUGUGGGACAAAACAAAACAAAAAGAGGGUGUUGUCUAUGAAUCAGGAGCCUUUUAAGUAAAAGUAUUAGGUAGUAAAUCUUUAAAAUGAUGAUUCCCGCUAAUAAAAAAAAUCGUUAAUUACAACAUUUUGUCACAAGCUUGCAUAAAAACCGUACCAGUAAUCUUCAUGAAAUUUUCACAGUGUAUUCUAGGUAGACUAAGCUAGUGAAUGAGGUAAAUUUGUAUUCUCUAAGCCCAUUUAUAUGUCAACAGUGACCAUCCAAAAGUAGCAGAAACUCCACUUUUUACCUCACAACAUCAAAAAUAUCUAGAUUUCCAAAAUUUGAAAAGAAACCUAGGUUUUGAAUACCUCAUACACUUACUAGAGCAUUAUAGUAUAAUUAUAUAGAAAAUCAGCCUUUUUAUUCCAAUACUUGUUGCAAACAGUUGCCAGAAGUAAUGAAUGCUUUUUGUCUAUUGUUCUUGCCGCCAUUUUGAUUCAUUUGCAUAUUUAAUUGAAAUUUUGUUGAAAUUAUGAUUUUGGCAUUAAAUACUUUCUUCACUGCAAAAAUGAAGUUAUUUUCUCAAAAAAUGAAGAAAUUUCUUUUGAAAGGGACCAAACCC
Molecule: messenger RNA, 2803 nt
Organism: Rhopilema esculentum
Lineage: Eukaryota; Metazoa; Cnidaria; Scyphozoa; Rhizostomeae; Rhizostomatidae
Source: RefSeq, a predicted model, not a curated record